AGUAUCUAAACCUGAUGUGAUUUCCCAGCUGGAAAAAGGGGAAGAGCCAUGGGUCCUGGACUCACAUGGAGGUGGAAGGAGAGAGAUCCUGAAAAGUGACUAUUUAGAUUGUGAGACCAAAAGUAAAAAGGAAUUAUCUCCAAGGCAUAAAAUAUCUGAAAAAAUGGAAUUACAGGGAAUAAUACUGGGAAGAUUUAAGAGACCUGAAUUUGAAGAGUCCUAUAAAAUAGAGAAUCAAUUAGAAAACCAUUGGGAAAAACCUGUGAUGGGAGCCGUAAGGAAAUCCAUUUCUCUGGACAGAAAUUGCAAGCCAAUGACAGUGAUCUUGAAAACUUCUGCCAGAAUAAGAGGUCAGGAAUGUAAUGAGUUUGGAAGGUGCUCACAUCUGACUUCAAAACAUGUUAGACAUCAAAUAGUUCCCAGAGGUGAAAAAACCCAUCAAUGUGCAAGUUGUGGCCAAACUUUCAAAAAGAAUUCAGAUCUUAUUAACCAUCAGAGUGUCCAUACAAGAGAGAAAGCUUGUAAACUUAAUAUGUAUGGAAAAAUGCCCAGUCAGAAUUCAAUUAGUAUUGAACAUCAGCGACUUCAUAACACAGAGAAAUCCUAUGAGUGUAAUGAAUGUGGAAAAGCUUUCAGCCAGAACAGAACACUUAUCAAGCAUGAGAGAAUUCAUACCACAGAGAAACCCUAUGAAUGUGAUGAAUGUGGAAAAACUUUUAGUCGCAAUUCUAUCCUUACUAAGCAUCAGAGGAUUCACUCUGGUGAAAAACCCUACAAAUGUAAUGUAUGUGGAAAAGCCUUUAGUGCCCGUUCAUACUUUUUUCAACAUCAUAAAAUUCAUACUGGAGAGAAACCCUAUGAGUGUAAUGACUGUGGCAAGUCCUUUAGUACUAGAUCAUCCUUUAUUCAACAUGGUAAAAUCCAUACUGGAGAGAAACCUCAUGAAUGCCAUCAGUGUGGGAAAGCUUUUAGUCAUAGUUCUAAUCUUAUUCAUCAUCAGAGGAUUCAUACUGGAGAAAAACCCUAUCAAUGUAAAGAAUGCGAGAAAGCCUUCAGUAGGCACUCACAUCUUAUUCAGCAUCAGAGAAUUCACACUGGAGAAAAACCAUAUGAAUGUAAUGACUGUGGGAAAGCCUUCAGUGCACGGUUAUCCCUUAUUCAGCAUCAAAGAAUUCAUACUGGAGAGAAACCAUAUGAGUGUAAUGAAUGUGGAAAAACAUUCAGCUUAAACCGAACUCUGAUUGUGCACCAAAGGAUUCACACUGGAGAGAAACCCUUUGAGUGUAAUGAAUGUGGGAAAUCCUUCAGCCAACGCUCACAAGUUAUCCAACACAAGAGAAUUCACACUGGAGAGAAACCAUAUGUAUGUAGUGAAUGUGGAAAAUCCUUUAGUGCACGUCUAUCUCUUAUUCAACAUCAAAGAAUUCAUACUGGAGAGAAACCAUAUGAGUGUAAUGACUGUGGAAAAACCUUUAGCCAGAAAGGUCACCUUAUUCAGCAUCAGAGAAUUCACACAGGAGAGAAACCCUAUGAGUGUAAUGAAUGUGGGAAAGCCUUUAGUCAGAGCUUUAAUCUUAUUCAUCAUCAGAGAACACACAAUGGAGAGAAACCCUAUGAAUGUAAUGAAUGUGAUAAAGCAUUCAGUGUGCUUUCUUCCCUUGUUCAACAUCAGAGAGUACAUAAUGGAGAGAAACCCUAUGAAUGUAAUAAAUGUGGGAAAGCUUUUAGUCAGGGUUCACACCUUAUUCAACAUCAAAGAAGUCACACCGGAGAGAAACCCUAUGAGUGUAAUGAAUGUGGGAAAACCUUUGGCCAGAUUUCAACCCUUAUAAAACAUGAGAGAACACAUAAUGGUGAGAAACCUUAUGAAUGUAAUGAAUGUGGAAAGGCCUUCAGCCAAAGUGCACACCUUAUUCGACACAGGAGAAUUCACACUGGCGAAAAUCCCUAUGAGUGUAAUGACUGUGGGAAAGCCUUCAAUGUACGCUCAUCACUUAUCCAACACCAGAGAAUACAUACGGGAGAGAAACCUUAUGAGUGUAAUGAAUGUGGAAAAGCCUUUAGUCAGCACUCACAGUUUAUUCAGCACCAGAGAAUUCACACUGGAGAGAAACCUUAUGUUUGUAAUGAAUGUGAUAAAUCCUUCAGUGCACGCUUAUCACUUAUCCAACACAAAAGAAUUCACACUGGAGAAAAACCCUAUGAAUGCAGUGAAUGUGGGAAAUCAUUCCGGCAAAGCUCUCAUCUUAUUCGACAUCAGAGGAUUCACAGUGGAGAGCGACCCUUUACAUGUGAUGAAUGUGGAAAAACCUUCAGUCAGAGAAUAACUCUUAUUAGUCAUGAAAAGAUUCACAACAGAGAAUAAUUUUAUGAAUGUAACUCACAUGAAGAAAUAUUUAGUAUGCACUCAUUUUAAAUUCAGCUUCACAAAAUUCACACUAGGAAGUCACAUUGUGAAUGUAAUUUGAGAAAAUUCUCUUUGCACUCACACAAAAUUUUGCAUUAUAAAGCUUACAGUAGAGAGCAAUACUGUGAAAAAACUCACUUCAUGACUUUUUCUACAAAUUUAGCACUCAAAUUUUUCACACCCUUCAAUAAGUUAAUCAUAGAACUUGUAUACACUGCCACCUGGUGGCAAUGAGGUGUCUAAAUUAUGUAUUCUGAUUUCCCAGGUAUGUGCCUUCCUUGUGAUUCAAAAAGUGGCUUUUGGCUCAAGGCCUCACAGAUUUAACCAUAAAUUAAUCCAUCACUUAUAGAAAUAGAGUCUAACUAUGGAAAUUGAAAAAUAUGCAACUUUAGUAAAUAGUAUUUAAAAAGAAUACAGCAAAUUUUAGGACAUUCUUUAAUACAAAUAUCUAUAUUCCAUUCAUUGUUAUAACUAAUUUCCCCUUCUUUUACCAUUGAACUUAUCUUUAAAGAAAAAGUACUGGGCUUAUUUCACUCAAAUGUUUGUUGAAAGCAACUUAAUUCUUUUUUGUUUAGUUCAGUUUGCUUAAAUAAUUCUAUAGAAUAUGAGAAUGUUUUGUGUAGUUCUACCAGAAUUCAUAGCAGUUGGUGUACUUAUCAAAUCUUCAGGUAACAUUGGGUGAAAGAAUCAGAAUCCAGAAAGAUCCAAUAACCAAAACUAUGAGUUAACUCUAAAGCUGAAAUUAAAUAGAGAUUAAUUGAAAACCCUGCAUAGAGGUUCAAAAAUUCAACUCUAUGAGCACAGGAUGAAUGAAAUCUUGCUUUAACAGCAGUAUAUGUAAAAAUACCUGAGUGUCUUAUUGCACUGCUGCUGCCAUUGUUGAUGUUUGUUCUUCAUUAUCAAAGAGACCAUGACAUGCAAGUGAAUUAGAUUUGAGUGAGGGACAGCUGUCCAAGGUCACCAGUUUCAUUGUCUCCUCUGAAUCCAGUGACCAGAUGUAGAUCAGGAAGACUGGAGAUGGUCCUGGGGCAGUGAAAGACCUUUCAAUAUGAAUCACUAUUGUGUUAGAGUAGCCAGAAAAAGCAAAUAUAAUCUUAAACUAUAUUAAUUUGGCAUUAUGGUCAGAAAAAAUUGAUGGCACCUCUGUCUUCUGCCCAUCAUCAGAGAACACAUAGAAUAUAGUGUUCUUAGACUAUUUUAAAUAUUGCAUUAUGUAAGAAGAGGUGACUUGAAACCAUGUUAUCUGAGAAAUAAGGAAUCUUAGAUUUAGAACUAAAUCUAAGGUCACAUAGUUCAACACCCCUCCUCCCCAUUUCAUAUAUCUAGACAUAGGUCUACAGAUGGGAGAUGAUAUGUUCAGGGUCACACGGGACAAGGUUGGUGUUUGAACCCAAGUUAUCCUCUUUAGAUCCAGCCUUCUUUCGUUACACAACCUCUACCUGUGAACAGAGAAUGUUUAGGCUGGGGGAAAAUAUAGGAUAUGAGAAGAAAAUAUUAUUACUGUCUUAAAAUAUUUGAAGAGCUGUCAUGUAAAAGAAAUUUAUUAUUCUUGGCCCUGGAAAGCAGAACUAAUAUCAGUAGUUGGAUGUUAUAGAGCAGAUGUCAGCACAAGGAGUAAUUUCCUUCCAAUUAGAAAAAAUUCUGUCCCAAGAAGUAAUAGGUUCUCCAUAUGAAAGCUGGAUAGCCACUUGGUACAGAUGAUAUAGAGGAAACUUGUUUUUGGAUAUUGGUUGAUUCUGUGGAUAAUCUGAAAAGUUAGAUGAGAAAAUAUCUUAUUUCAUGUGGAGGUGGAAAGAGACAUGGGAACUUCUAUAUACAGUCAACACAAAGAUAGCAUGUUGCAUAAACUGGCAUUAACACAUAGUUUUUAUAUUGGAAAUUGGUUCACUAUGUUUUGAGUAGCAAGUGGAAGAAAGAAAUUGUAACAACUGCAGCAUCCAUGCAGCAAUAUGACAUGGUAGAAAGAGCACUGGGCUUAGAACUGGCAGAUCUAAAUUCAAAGCUUGACUCUCACACUUCUUACCUCUAUGAGGGAAAGUCACUUCACCUUCUGAUUUGUUUAUUCAUAUGUGAUAUAUAGGUGUCACUUAUAUUGCAGGGUUAUAAGCAAAGUACUUCAUGAGCCCAAAGGACUAUGAAAAUUAAAUUACACACACACAUAACAUUAGUACCUUAAACGUAGAGAACCAAAGACUGGCCAACAUCAGUUUUUCUCAUUGAACAGGAUGCAAAUUCUACCAUGAGGGUAGGGUUCUGGUGAUUUAGCAUGAUACUCCUGAAACUGCUCGUGAGGACAGUCCUCUCCUCCUAUCCCCAUCCCCAGCACACUGAUUUUACUUUUCUUCACUCACUGCUAAAAGUACUCCUGUGUGGAAGUCCCCACUUAGAUUCCUCCUCUGCUACUACUUCCCCAGGUAUAUGUGGCCUUAAAUCCUAUGUGGUACUUCAGUUUUGUGGGUUAUAAUGUGUUUUGCAGACCUUAAAGGACUACAUAAAGGUAAGCCACCAUUUUGCUGAUAAAGGGGCUGUUCAACAGGUAAUUUUCAUCUCUUCUGAAGCUAUAAGUAUCAAUAUUCUGAGGGUCUUAGUUAUCUUGGCAUAUCUAGCUUCAAUUCUAUUUUCUUGCAACUGUAUCCUUAAAGAAUUUGUCCUGGAGCUCAUAAUGACGUUAGGCAGUUGUUUUUUACUCAUUCCACAUAACUGUCACAUGCUUUUGGAAGAAAAAAAAGCUUACAGCCCAAGAUGGAUGAAAGGAGGUAGAAAUGAAGGUAGUACUUAGGUAGCAAGUUGUAAAAUAAGGAAGUGAUAAAUAAUUACCUAAUCCUGAGAUCAUUAGAACAUCUGAAAGCAACUCCAGGGAUUUUGAUGCUCUAACUCUCGGAAGCCCUAGAACAAAGGACAAAGGACUGUUAAGAUUAAGAGGGAUUCAGGUUAGAUUAAGUUGGGGGAAAAAAGUUAAACAAUUAAUGAAGGAGCUAUGGUCAAAAAAGCACUAGAUUUGGAAUUAAAAUAUUAAAGUUAAGAUUCUAACUACCUAAUAAAAUAACUGGCAUGUAGCACGUUAGGGCUUGCAAAGUGUUUUAACAUCCAUGUGAGCUAAGUAUUAUAGGCAUUAAUAACAUUCAAGUAGCAUUCAUAUAGCACUUUAAGGAUUGCAAAGCAUUUUACACAAAUAUUUGAUCUUCACAAAAACCUUGCUUGAAGUUAGGUACUUUUAUUAUCUCCAUUUUAUAGAGAAGGAAACCAGGACAGGUAGCUUAAGUGACCUCCUCAGGGUCACAUAAAUAGUGAAUAUCUGAAGCUGGAUUUGAAUUCAAGUCUAUCAGACCAGCAUUCUAUUCACUGACACCUCUCUGACAUUACAUAUGAGGAAAGUUAGGUUUAUGGAGACUGUGAUUUUCUUUAAGAUACUAGGAUUUGAAUCCAGGUCUUUCUGAUUCUAAAUCCUGUAACACUCUCCACUACAGCACUGAAUCACCUCUAUGACUUUAGGCAAGACAUUUACUCCAGCCUUAGUUUUCUAAUUUACAAAAGGAAUGGGGUUGGAUUACAUGAUUUCUGGAAGGUUCCACUUUUAUAUUUUGCAUACCUUGAGAUACACCCAAUAUAUCUUAGGUAAAUUCUUUCAUUAGAAAGUUGCUCUAAAGCAGGAAUUCUUAACCAGAGUUUUGUAAAUUUUUUUAGAUGACAGUAUAAUUAGUUUUAUUUGUUAUCCUAUACAUUUUAUUUUAUUCAUGUAAAAACAUUUCUAAAUAUGUGCCCAUUGGUUUCACAAGGCUGACAAAACAUCAUACUAAAGCAUUUGCUUUACUAGUUAAACUCAUAAUCUCAGAUUUCAAAAGUUUUCAGAGGCAGAGCCCUAAACUCAAGCACAAAAAUUGAACAAUCCUUCAUCAAAAAAAAAAAACCUGAGCUUAGCAAUUGGUAAGAAUAAUUAAAAUAGGAAACUGCCAGAUAGCUGACCAGUGGCCACAUUCCCAGCAAGUUCUUUGAUGUUUCUGCACCAUCAUCCUAUUUUCUAGGUCACUGAUCUCAUGUCAGACAUAAAAAUUACUAGUUAUAACUUCUCAAAAGUUAUCUCUAAUUUGUUCUUGAACUGGAAUCUUUCAGGGGGUGGAAAGCUCUACAUUUUCAGGCAAUUCAUUUCAUUUGGGCUCCUGUACUCUAUUUGGAAACUUUUCCUUAGAUUGAAACAAAUGCCCCCACUGUAGCUUCUACAUAUUCCUUCUAUUUCUACACUUCAGGGCCAAGCAGAAUAAGGAAAAAGUUGUUCCAAUUUAAAUAUUUCUUUAAAAGAUAAUUUAAAAGGGAAAUUUUUCAACCAUCCCGAUGGUUUUUGCUCUUCUACGCAGACUGGAUGGCCAUGGUAUUAACAGAUUUCAGCAGCAGUAUACCUUAAGAACAGGAGCAGCCACUUAAAUGACAUUUACUUAAGGUGUCCAAAAGUCCAACCAAUUUAAUCUGUCUUCAUUCAAAGCCCUAAAAGCUUCAUUCUCAGUUGCAAGUUUCUAGUUAGACUUGCCCACAGCUAUUAGAACUGCCAAGAAGAAAGGGAAUACUCAGGGUCUCCGUGUCCUUUUUCUUUAGUUUUUUGUUCCAAGAUUCCAUCUUGCCUUCCCAAUAAGAGGCCAAAAAAAAAAAAAAAAAAGCAAAA
Antechinus flavipes (yellow-footed antechinus) is the source of this 7061-nucleotide messenger RNA. RefSeq names its product zinc finger protein 252-like. Gene Ontology annotation, molecular function: DNA-binding transcription activator activity, RNA polymerase II-specific; RNA polymerase II cis-regulatory region sequence-specific DNA binding. The transcript has 2 exons. Bases 164 to 2365 code for a protein of 733 amino acids. Gene Ontology annotation, biological process: regulation of transcription by RNA polymerase II. Gene Ontology annotation, cellular component: nucleus. The record is from RefSeq and is a predicted model, not a curated record. NCBI's taxonomy places the organism in Eukaryota, Metazoa, Chordata, Mammalia, Dasyuromorphia, Dasyuridae.